ACAACUGAAAAAACAGUAAAAAAUUAAAAAGUUUCAAAACAAAAAAUUAAAAAAAAAUAUUUUCAAGUGUUAAAAGUUAAAAUCUAACAAAAAUCCAUCAAAAAAAAUUUUUUAAGUGAAAAAAAGUAAAAAAAUCACCACAAAAAAUGCCUGCAAUUGGAAUUGAUUUGGGAACCACAUACAGCUGCGUUGGCGUUUGGCAGCAUGGCAAAGUCGAGAUCAUCGCAAACGACCAAGGCAACCGCACAACUCCAUCUUAUGUCGCUUUCACGGACACAGAACGCCUAAUUGGCGAUGCUGCCAAGAACCAAGUCGCCAUGAAUCCCAAAAAUACAGUUUUUGAUGCAAAACGUCUCAUCGGGCGCAAGUAUGACGAUCCAAAAAUCCAAGAAGACAUCAAACACUGGCCCUUUGCUGUCGUCCAGGAGAACGGAAAACCCAAAAUUUCCGUCGAAUUCAAGGGAGAACGCAAACGUUUCGCUCCCGAAGAGAUUUCCUCGAUGGUUUUGACAAAAAUGAAGGAAACAGCGGAAGCAUUUUUGGGCAAAUCCGUAACAGAUGCCGUCAUUACCGUGCCAGCUUACUUCAAUGACAGUCAGAGACAAGCCACGAAGGAUGCCGGAGCAAUUGCCGGAUUGAAUGUUAAGAGAAUUAUUAAUGAACCAACGGCAGCGGCACUCGCUUAUGGCUUGGAUAAGAACUUAAAGGGCGAGAAAAAUAUUUUGGUGUUCGAUUUGGGCGGCGGAACGUUCGACGUAAGCAUUUUGACGAUCGAUGAGGGAAGUUUGUUCGAAGUACGAAGCACUGCUGGCGACACCCAUUUGGGCGGCGAGGACUUUGACAACCGUUUAGUCGAUCAUUUGUGUCAAGAAUUCAAGAGAAAAUACAAAAAAGAUGUCAAAUCCAACCCACGAGCCUUGCGUCGCUUGAGAACUGCUUGCGAACGCGCCAAGAGAACACUUUCAAGCAGCACCGAAGCAAGUAUUGAGGUCGAUUCCUUGAUCGAUGGCGUCGAUUUCUACACAAAAGUCUCGCGGGCACGUUUCGAAGAGCUCUGCGCCGAUCUUUUCCGUGGCACAUUGGAUCCCGUGGAGAAAGCCUUGCGCGAUGCAAAGAUGGAUAAGUCCAGUAUUCACGAUAUUGUGCUCGUUGGAGGCUCAACUCGCAUCCCGAAGGUCCAAAAACUGCUACAAGACUUCUUCAAUGGCAAAGAUUUGAACAAAACCAUCAAUCCGGAUGAAGCUGUCGCCUACGGAGCUGCAGUUCAAGCGGCAAUUUUGUCAGGAGAGACAGAUUCGAAGAUCCAGGACGUCUUGUUGGUCGAUGUCGCGCCAUUAUCUCUCGGAAUUGAGACCGCAGGAGGUGUUAUGACGAAGUUAAUCGAGCGAAAUACCCGAAUUCCGUGCAAACAAACGAAAACUUUCUCAACUUAUGCCGAUAAUCAACCGGGAGUGUCGAUUCAAGUGUUUGAGGGUGAACGAGCGAUGACGAAAGACAACAAUAUGCUCGGUAAUUUCGAUCUUUCGGGUAUUCCGCCGGCUCCGAGAGGCGUCCCACAAAUCGAAGUCACCUUCGACUUGGAUGCAAAUGGCAUUUUGAACGUUUCGGCGAAGGAAAUGAGCACCGGAAAUGCCAAAAAUAUCCAAAUCAAGAACGAUAAGGGACGAUUGUCACAAGCGGAAAUCGAUAGAAUGCUUGCCGAAGCUGAAAGAUACAAAGAUGAAGACGAUAAGCAACGUGAAAAGGUCGCCGCUCGCAAUGCGCUUGACAGUGUGAAACAAGCAGUUGAACAAGCGGAUGAUAAGUUGAGCGAAGGGGAGAAACAGACUGUUAAAGAUAAAUUCGAGGAGACGCUCCGCUGGUUGGAUGCAAACACCUUGGCAAAAAAGGACGAAUUUGAUCACAAAAUGCGAGAGUUGCAGAAUGUUUGCACGCCCUUGAUGACAAAGAUGCAUGGCGGAGGUCCUCAAGCUAAUUGUGGACAACAAGCGGGCGGAUUUGGCGGAAGAUCGGGACCGACUGUCGAAGAAGUAGAUUAAGUUGUUGAUUAAUUGUAAAUUUUAAUUUUUUAAGACAAAUAUCCUGUGAAUUCUCAAUUGUUUUUUAGAUUUUUUUUGUUCCUAAAGCCGAAUUACCAUAAAAAUUGUACAUUUUUGUAAAUAUUUAGCUGAACUUGUACAUUUUGUUUGUAACCACCGCUAAGUCAAAAUAAAGUAUUAAAUUUAGG
Culicoides brevitarsis is the source of this 2227-nucleotide messenger RNA. Its product is annotated as major heat shock 70 kDa protein Ab-like. The record is from RefSeq and is a predicted model, not a curated record. Gene Ontology annotation, molecular function: ATP binding; ATP-dependent protein folding chaperone. Lineage: Eukaryota; Metazoa; Arthropoda; Insecta; Diptera; Ceratopogonidae. The transcript has a single exon. The coding region runs from base 147 to 2039 and encodes 630 amino acids. Gene Ontology annotation, cellular component: plasma membrane; nucleus; cytoplasm.